Messenger RNA from Sphenostylis stenocarpa, 1353 nucleotides. NCBI's taxonomy places the organism in Eukaryota, Viridiplantae, Streptophyta, Magnoliopsida, Fabales, Fabaceae. The record is from the annotation of a GenBank genome assembly.
AUGCAUGUGGUACAAGUUUUCAGUGUAGCACCAACUUUGGAAUCAGAAGAAUUACCAACUCAGACAUCGCUUCCCCUCACCUUCUUUGACAUACUAUGGUUAAGGUCACCUCCUACUCAACGUAUCCUCUUCUACCAAUUCUCUCACCCAACCCCACCCUUCUUCCAUACCCUUCUUCCCAAACUCAUACACUCUCUUUCUCUUGCUCUAGGCCACUUCUUUCCUCUUGCAGGCCACCUCACUUGGCCCCUUCACUCCCAAAACCCCAUCAUCAAUUACAAAACCGGUGACAUCGUUUCUCUCACAGUAGCUGAAUCUGAUGCUGAUUUCAACCAUCUAGCUGGCUCGGAUCUUUGCGAAACUGAAAAAAUGCACCAUCUUUUACCUCACUUGACCGUAUCCCAUGAACAAGCUACACUUUUAGCCUUGCAAGUUACUCUAUUUCCAAAGUCUGGAUUUUCCAUUGGAAUAACCUCUCACCAUGCUGUUCUUGAUGGCAAUACUUCAACAUCGUUUAUCAAAUCCUGGGCUUAUCUUUGUAGAGAAUCACACACAUCCCCUUGUUUGCCACCUGAACUAUGUCCUUUCUAUGAAAGAAUGUUAGUAAAAGACCCCAACCAAUUAGGGGGAAAAUUCGUUAAUAAUUGGUUAAAGCAGGGAGGAUUUAACAACAGAAGCCUCCUGGUUUGGGAUGUGCAAGCUCCGGAACAUGCAACUGGAGGCUUAUUUCAAUUGUCUAGUUCAGAUAUUGAAAAGCUGAAGCACUUUGUUUUGUCCAAGCACAGAGGGAAGAGCACCAACCUUCACUUGUCAACGUUUGCGUUGUCUCUUGCCUAUGCAUGGGUUUGCAGGGUGAGAGCAGAGGAAAUAGAAAACAAGAGAGUUACGUUGAUUCUGACUGUGGAUUGCAGGGGUUGUUUGGAGCCACCUCUUCCUCCGACCUAUUUUGGGAACUGUGUUGGGUUAAAACUUGCAUUUGCUGAAAAAAGUGAAUUCUUGGGGGAGGAUGGACUAAUUGUGGCUGUGGAAGCACUAAGUGAAGCUUUGGAAACUGUGAAGAAGGAUGGUGUUCUGAAUGGAGCUGAAAAUUGGUCAUCAUGGUUGCUUGAUGGUGUGGGAGGUGAAGCUGAUGCGAAGACAAUUGGAGUUGCAGGGUCAGCGAGUUUUGAGGCUUAUAGUAGUGACUUUGGUUGGGGAAGACCAAAGAAGGUGGAGACGGUGUCCAUUGAAAGAACUGCAGUGAUUAGUCUUUCAAGUAGCAACAAUGGAGAAGGAAUUGAGAUAGGUUUUGUGUCCAAGAAAACAACAAUGGAGACCUUUGCUUCCCUCUUUGUUAAAGGUCUUCAAACUUGA